Messenger RNA from Gadus macrocephalus (Pacific cod), 4218 nucleotides. Its product is annotated as RING finger protein 145-like. Gene Ontology annotation, molecular function: zinc ion binding; ubiquitin protein ligase activity. The record is from RefSeq and is a predicted model, not a curated record. Lineage: Eukaryota; Metazoa; Chordata; Actinopteri; Gadiformes; Gadidae. Bases 234 to 2489 code for a protein of 751 amino acids. The transcript is spliced from 12 exons. Gene Ontology annotation, cellular component: endoplasmic reticulum; endomembrane system.
UCCUCUCCGGGUGAUGGCUGCUGGGGGGCGGGGGGUUAGCGCUGGGCCGCAUCCUCUCAAGAGAUCCGCUUCGAGACCGUUAACUCGGGUGGCGCCGGGUUAAAAUGGUCGAUAUUCGACCUGAAAAGCAUCUGGAAACCGUGCUACUCGUCUUCAACGUCGCGUCCCACACGGAGCCCACAGUGAAGUCCUAGUCUACGUGGUCGCUUCUGCUGAGCAGCGAAGCGGAGGCCAUGGCGGUGAAGGAGCGCAUGGAGGCGGUGCUCAACGUGGGCCUGCGGGUGCCCAGCAUCAUGCUGCUGGACGUGCUGUACCGCUGGGACGUGAGCUCCUUCUUCCAGAAGAUCCAGCGCUCCAGCCUCUCCAACAACCCGCUGUUCCAGUACAAGUAUCUGGCCCUCUACCUGCACUAUGUGGGAUACAUCCUUAGCUUGGUGCUGCUGACCCUGCCUCGACAACACCUGGUCAAACUUUACCUGUACGUCGUCACUGCUCUGCUACUCUACGCUGGCCACCAGGUCUCCAGGGAUUAUGUGCGUGGGGAGCUGGAGUCUGGGUUUGAGGGACCUCUCUACCUGGAGCCCCUCUCCAUGAACCGAUUCACCACCGCCCUCAUAGGUCAGCUGGUGGUCUGCACCCUGUGUUCCUGUGUGAUGCAGACCAAGAGGAUCUGGCUGUUCUCUGCUCACCUGCUCCCCCUAGUGGCCAGGCUUUGUCUGGUCCCCAUGGAAACCAUAGUCUUCAUCAACAAGUUCUCCAUGAUCUUCACGGGCCUUGAGGUCAUCUACUUCCUGGCCUCCAACCUGCUGGUUCCAUAUAAACUGGCCAAGACUGCCUACAGAGAACUGGCUCAGGUGGUGGAGGUGUAUGGCCUCCUGGCCCUGGGCAUGUCUCUGUGGAACCAGCUGGUUCUUCCCGUGCUCUUCAUGUGCUUCUGGUUGCUGCUGUUUGCCCUGCAGAUCUACUCCUAUUUCAGCACCCGAGACCAGCCUUCCUCCAGGGAAAGGCUGCUCUUCCUCUUCCUCACCAGCAUUGCCGAGUGUUGCAGCACUCCCUACUCCCUGCUGGGCCUGGUGUUCACCGUGUCCUUCGUGGCCCUGGGGGUCCUCACGCUCUGCAAGUUCUACCUGCAGGGCUACCGGGCCUUCCUCAACGACAACACCAUGCACAGGGGUAUGACUGAAGGUAUCACCCUGCUGAUUCUGGCGGUCCAGACGGGCCUGAUUGAGCUACAGGUGAUCCAUCGAGCCUUCCUCCUCUCCAUCAUUCUCUUCAUCGUGGUGGCCUCCAUCCUGCAGUCUAUGCUGGAGAUAGCAGACCCCAUCGUCUUGGCUCUGGGUGCCUCCAGGGACAAGAGCCUGUGGAAGCACUUCCGGGCCGUGUCCCUGUGCCUCUUCCUGCUGGUCUUCCCUUCCUACAUGGCCUACAUGAUCUGUCAGUUCUUCCACAUGGACUUCUGGCUCCUCAUCAUCAUCUCCUCCUCGGUCCUCACGUCGCUGCAGGUCCUGGGCACCCUGCUGAUCUACAUCCUCUUCAUGGUGGAGGAGUUCCGCAAGGCUCCGGUGGAGAACAUGGACGAAGUCAUCUACGUGGUCAACGGCACCUACCGCCUGCUGGAGUUUCUGGUGGCGGUGUGCGUGGUGUGCUACGGCGUGUCAGAGACGGUGUUUGGCGAGUGGAGCGUGAUGGGCAGCACCAUCAUCCUGGUGCACUCCUACUACAACGUGUGGCUGCGGGCCCAGCUGGGCUGGCAGAGCUUCCUGCUGCGCCGCGACGCCGUCAACAAGAUCAAGAGCCUGCCCACGGCCAGCAGCCUCCAGCUGCAGCAGUACCACGACAUCUGCGCCAUCUGCUACCAGGACAUGAGCCAGGCGGUGAUCACGCCCUGCAGCCACUUCUUCCACGCCGGCUGUCUGAAGAAGUGGCUCUACGUCCAGGAGACCUGCCCCCUCUGCCACGGCCAGCUCAAGAGCCAGGUCACCGCCCCGAGCGCCGCCCAGGGUAACCCGGCUGCCAAUCCCAGACUCCCUGAGGUGGGGCCCCAAGGCUCUCCAGCCAAUGGGAGGGGGGGUGACGGGACGGCGGCCCCGGUGUUAGAGGAGGAAGGAGGCGCCUUGUCGCCUGGAGAAGGCUUUUCGGGGCAGUCGGCCUGCCCGGAUUGUCCCUCCUCAUCCUCCGCUUCCUCCUCUUCCUCCUCACUACCCACGCCGGCCCCUCCCCCCUCUGCCCCCUCAGAGAGCCAGACUGACAUCACAGCCCUCUGCUCCUCGUCUUCCUGCUCUUCCUCCUCCAGAAGCCAUGACGCCCUGGAGCCUUCAGGCUCUGCUCCAUCUCCCCCCUCCCCCCAGCCUGUGCCUCCCGUCCCCUCCUCCCCUCAGCGUCCCUCACCCAGUGCAGCGUGGUCGGGGCAGGCCGCUGCCGACCCACAGCCCGCCCUGCGGCAGCGCGGCGCUCCCCCUCGGCCCGUCAGCCAGGAUUGGGCCAGCUAGAACGUGGCGUGCGUCACCAUGUCUUCACACGUCGCCUUGAGUCUGUUUUUUGAAGAGGCCUCACACAGGGACACACGGGCGCCCUGCCAAACGUGGGCCUCUUCGUUGUCUACCCUCAUCCCUUCUGGAAGGCUCUGGGCUUUGGUCUUUCUGGAUGCUCACUUCCACGCCCGACCACGUCACGUGUGGUUCCAACGACACCAAUCACUUUCAGAAGGCCCGUGCGAGCGGGUUUUUCAGACUCGGGAGCACCAUGAGAAAGUAUUCCACAUCUAUUCCUCAGUAAGAAAACCAAAGUGAGCAGCAGUCCAGAACACGAGGGCCUCUGGCCUGGUCGGUUUGGACCAGCCAUCAGCUCUGUCCAUGGUUGGUACUGCAGUAUUGCUCCAACAUUAUGGUUAAUAAUGAGCACAGACUGUUGAUUGGUUCAGUCAUCAUGUUGCUAAUGGCGACAGUAAGGGUUUGUCUCGUGUUCCAGCAUCCCCAGGUUGUCGUGGGAACGACCUCUCUGGUUUCCCUCAUGUCUUGUUUUGGUGUUAGAUUCAGAAGUUAGGCUGGUCCCAGCAAAUUAUACUCACUCAUACUCUUUCAUCGUGGUCAACCCUUUCAUGUUGUCAUUUCCGCACAAUUCGCAGUGUGAAGAAACGAUGACACGCACUCACUCACAGCAGGAGGGGCGCAGAGUAUUUUUGUAGUUGCGUUUGGCAGAGCAGAGGUUGUUAGAAGCUCGUUGCACGCUUGAUGCUUGCACGCCACACAGCAUUUGUAACGGCCCUCUCCGCCGUCACCCCUUUAGCAGCGGAUGUGCGCACAUCUUCCUCCGCCAGCGUUUGGGUUUCCCGCUUUGCGUUUGCACUAAGGUCCUUUUAUGACGACGGUUCAAGGCUGCUGGGUGGCCCGCAGCAGGUUACCCUCAGUGGCGUGUUUCCAUGCUCAUGUAUAGAACUGUUACUCAUGAUACAUAUAUAUUAUAUUAGGAGAACAGUGUUAAACGUGAGCCUAUAGCCCUGAAUUUCCCAAGAGCAAACUAGUAUACAAGAUCGUAUGUUUUGUUUUUUUCUUUGCUGGCCUACGAACCAUGUGUUUUGUGUGCUAGUUCGUUAUUGGGAAGCGGGCGUUCUUCUCUGCUCCGUAUGACGAAGCCAGCUGGCGUGAACGCCCCAGCGCCCUCUAGGGGCCGGGUGGGAUCAGCACAGGCGCAGAUCGAGUGGAGAAACUGAACAUCUAACAGUAUUACUAUUAUUUACUAUUAUCAAGUAUCCUUAACAAGGUUAUUAUUUGUGUUGCAUUAUUGUAGAGCAUUGGUUCCAGGGUCGAAAAAUGAAUACAUGUGUGAUGUAGGAUAUUCAGACCCGGACCGCUCUUGUUUACCUAAGUGUAUUUUAUUUUUCUAGAAGAUGUGGAGUAUGGUUUGUUUUAGCACAUCUUGGUUCAGAAAGAUGAGCCAAUGGAUUUCUUGAAGGACACCUUUUUAUGUUUUUGGAGUAUCAAACUAGGAAUCCUUUGUUCUUUGAGCAGUAUUUGAAGAUGAGUACGAUGCUGGUACGAUUUAGAAUCGGGUUUGAUGCACAUUGGAUUCAGCUUCGCAAUUUAAACAAAUCUGGUGUCCUAAUGUAAGUUAAGCUGAUAGAAAAUGUUCUUAAAGCUGAUAAAAUGUCAGAGAUGAAUGUAUGACUGCUUGUUUUGAGUUUUUAUUUCUGGGUUUAAAUAAAUAUUUAUUCCAUAUUAA